Messenger RNA from Anthostomella pinea, 822 nucleotides. The record is from the annotation of a GenBank genome assembly. NCBI's taxonomy places the organism in Eukaryota, Fungi, Ascomycota, Sordariomycetes, Xylariales, Xylariaceae.
AUGGCUGGUGAAUACCAGGAACCUGAAGGCCCGGUUGACUUCAGCGCCUUGCACGGCUUACUUGGGCAGGUGCUAGAGGCGCAUAGCUAUCCGUACACCGCGAUCCAGAUGGGUACGUCCCCAGAUCACACGGAAGACAAGAUCAUGCUGCGUAUCCAAGCCAUCUGCGACUACCACAACGCGUGUGUCAAGGGCAGAGGCAAUUCAUGGUUGAAGGACUAUGCGACACACCAACCCGACAUGAACCGAUUCAGAGAGGCUUGCGUUGUCUUGCUGCAGGCCAGAGAGAAGCUAAUUAACAUCCGACUCCGACGAGUUGCCCGCGCGCUGUUCGAGCAGAACCAUCGCGCAGCCGGGGGGUCAGGAUACAGACCUCCCACCACGACCCAACUCCCGGAAGAACACGAAGACCGGAGUCUUCGUUUCGUCCUCCGGUUUGCAGGCAAAAUCGAUCCGAAUCUCGAGCAGGCUCAGCCUCAAGGAAUCCUAAUGCCCAAGGACUUCUACCACUCCAUUGAGCGGAAGCUAGGCCUGGCGGGAUACAGGAUGGGCAUGAACCCAGAGGCGCUCGACAAGCUCUUCCCGCUACCUCCCGACAUCCGGCAGCCCGGACGAGGCAGCGUUGGAGACGGUACGACCAACAGAUCGGCCAACAGUACCGUGCAAACUUGCGCGCUCAUCCCCAAGGCCCCUACUACAGGCGUGAUCUUGUAUGCUUGCGCUUCAAGAGCGACCCUACCACGAUGGUCCGAUCCGAUUACCUGCCCGACCUCGACCGACGACCAGCCUACCCAGCACGCAUUCCCAACCUGCGCGUCGUAA